Messenger RNA from Sungouiella intermedia, 1587 nucleotides. NCBI's taxonomy places the organism in Eukaryota, Fungi, Ascomycota, Pichiomycetes, Serinales, Metschnikowiaceae. The record is from the annotation of a GenBank genome assembly.
AUGCGUUCCAUGAAUUCUCACACCGAAAAAAAAUAUGUUGUUGACGAUAACAACAACGUCGUGGAUGUGGAAGUGGCUGUGGCCGACGAUAUCCAUCUAGAACGCAGAUUUGGCUUAGGCUCCGCAAUUGCAACUGGUAUUUGCACGGGAAAUACAUGGGCUGCGUUGGGUGGUACCAUUGUAACGUCGUUCUACAAUGGUGGACCUUCGGGCAUAUUACAUGAGUUCAUCGCAGUGUCUGUUUGUUACUGGUUCGUUGGUGCAUCGAUUGCUGAACUAGCAUCGGCCAUUCCAGCAUCUGGAGGUGUUUACCAUUGGGCAGCAGCUACUGCUGGAAAGAAAUAUGGCAUUGCUUGUGCAUAUUUUGCUGGAUGGUUGAACUUCUGUGCGUGGCUCUUCACGGUGCCAUCAACAUGUUGUAUUAUUGGCCAGGGCAUUGUCUAUUGCUACCAGUUGUUCCAUCCCGAAUCUGUGUUCGAGCGUUACCAAGUGUUUAUUGUAUACCUAAUUGUUUGUUGGGCCCAGGCAUUUAUCGUGAUGUUUGGCACAAAAAUGUUGCCUACCAUCAAUACCAUUGGAUGUAUUCUCAUUGUGGCCGGAUUUUUCAUUACUAUCAUCGUCUGUGCUGUAAUGCCCCAUGUUAAUGGCACUGGCUAUGCAUCUAGCAAGUUUGUGUGGAAAACUUGGGACAACCAACUGGGCUACUCCAGUGAUGGCUUCACUUUCUUAUUGGGAAUGUUGAAUGGAGCAUAUGCCGUGGGUACUCCCGAUUGUGUGACCCAUUUGGCAGAGGAAAUAGAUUCUGCCGGCAGAAACCUUCCUAUUGUGUUGCUUUGUCAGAUCAGUGUAGGGUUUGUCACGGCUAUCUGCUACAUGACUGCCAUGUUCUACGCCAUCACCGACAUUGAUGCUAUUUUCGCUGCUGGGUCGAUCUUUCCUCUUGGAGACAUUUACUUGCAGGCGACAGGAAGUAAAGGAGGUGCCCUUGGAUUGAUCAUCGUAAUUCUUCUCCCCACUUUCUGCGUGGGCAUUGGAUGCUACAUCACCUGUGGAAGAACGCUUUACGCUCUCGCCAGGGACAACGCCACGCCGCUCCCCACCUAUUUUGGCUCUAUUGAUAAGCGUUUCAAGAGUCCACUUUAUGCCACGUUAUGCUGUGCGGUGAUCAGCACAUGCAUCGGAGCCAUUUAUGUUGGAACCACCACAGCAUUCUCUGCGUUCAUUGGAAGCUUUAUUCUCUUGACCACAUCGUCGUUUCUUCUCUGCAUCAUUCCACAUCUCCUCCACCGCAGAAGCAUCAUCACUCCUGGUCCAUUUUGGUUGGGCAAAUGGGGCUUUUUGGUUAACAUCGUGGCGUGUCUUUAUAUGAUCGUCUUCUUUGUCAUCUAUUGCUUCCCAUAUAACAUGCCCGUGACGCCUGAAUUAAUGAACUAUUCGAGUGUGAUUAUUGUGGGACUCGCAGUUGCUGUUUCAUUUUGGUGGCUCUUUGCUGCUAGGAGGAUAUACAAGGGCCCAGAGUUGGAAUUUUUCGAGGUUACUGACUCAGUGAUGAGACUGGUGCAGAGCCACGGUAGUGUUGUGAGUUGA